AUGCAACGCACCGAUUCAGUUCCAGCUGAAUCCCGCCACCCAGCGACAUUCCAACAUGUCGAGCAAAUCCCCCCAUCGCCUGCGAACGUUGACCUCAUGCAAGUCGUGUUGACACUCCAACAAACCGUCGCAGCAAUGCAAACUGACUUUGCGUCCACACGUGCUCGUUUGGACCGUUUCGAAGCUGUUGUGGAGGAAAACUCCCAACUUCGUGAAAAAAUCGCCGCUCUUGAAGCGCGCCUAGCGGAGUCCGAGCGUCCCUCUAAGGCCAAACCAACGACACCCCAAUCUGACAAGGGCCUCAAGCCCAAUCAAGCCUCCUCAACCACGGCUACUGGCACCAAUCCUGUUGGAUCCAUGGCCUCCUCAUGGGCAAACACUGUCCAAAAACCUCGUCCCAUUAAUACUGUAACGAACCCCCGUCGCCAGGCUGCUAAUGCCCGCAACUUUCAACCUGUUCUUGGCCCUCAAGGCUUUGAGUACCUUUACUUGACCCGUGCUAGACGCAUGGACCGUCCCGAAAUCCGUCGUAGCCUUCGUCGCUUAGGCUUGGACUCUGCCCGUAUCCUCGACGUUUCCUUUCCCGCUCGCGCUGUAGUUGGCUUGCUCAUGCAUGUCCAAUAUAUUCCGGUUGCCAAAGAAAUUUUGGCAAAACAUAAAGUCGUCCCCAUUGCCUCUUUUGACCCACAGGAUCCUGCCCACCUGGGUGAUCCCAAGUAUGCUGACCUUUCCGACACCGAAAAAGUCGCCCUGAUAACCAACCUGCACCGUACCCACUGUGAACGCACACUUCGUUUCCUUCGUCCCACUGUUGCCCUUCCACUCACCAGAGCUUUUUUUGAAGCUGGCUGGAUAAGUGAACAGGAUGCCGCAAAGAUGACCCGCCGCUGCCUUCGAUCUUUGAAAUAUAAAGAUCGCGACAAUUUCUCAUCCAGUAAUGAGGAUUCCUCCUCCGAUGAUUUCGGCUCCGAAAUGGAUGUAUCUGAAGACGAAGAGGCCAACAAUACAGAUACUCCCCACCAUGACGCCACAACAACCCCUGUUACCUCACCCACCUCAUAUCAAUAA
Radiomyces spectabilis is the source of this 1068-nucleotide messenger RNA. RefSeq lists its product as uncharacterized. The transcript has a single exon. The record is from RefSeq and is a predicted model, not a curated record. NCBI's taxonomy places the organism in Eukaryota, Fungi, Mucoromycota, Mucoromycetes, Mucorales, Radiomycetaceae. Bases 1 to 1068 code for a protein of 355 amino acids.